Messenger RNA from Strongylus vulgaris, 456 nucleotides. The record is from the annotation of a GenBank genome assembly. NCBI's taxonomy places the organism in Eukaryota, Metazoa, Nematoda, Chromadorea, Rhabditida, Strongylidae.
AUGGUUCCUGAACCCGCUGGCGCUUUGGCGACAAUGAUGGCGUCGCCAGAAGCGUCACCAUCGACGUCAAGGGACGAAUGUUGGUAUAUGGAAAAGGCUGGCCGUUUGUUUGGUUACGAUGAGAUUAUCGCACCGUGGGCCACAAAGCGUUAUAAUCUAUCGAUAGAGGGCAACAUGUAUUUCCGGUUUUUUCCCAUCACCAACACAUCGUGGAGAGCACACGCGCGUACAGGUGGAAACACUGCAUGCUGCAUGUGCUCUCGUGCGCGUUUCGGGGUGAGAAGAAGUUGUUUGUUCGCAUUUUUGAAUACGCAUCCUGUUUGCCUGAUGAUGUUUGGCAUCUGGCCAGUGUUCGGUUUUCCAACGGUUCAGGGAGGAUUUUCGCACAUCAUUGGGUACGAGGGCGGCUGCGGCUGGAAUUUCUGGAAAAUAGCGAAUCUUCUUAUUUACGACUAG